Dendronephthya gigantea is the source of this 2544-nucleotide messenger RNA. RefSeq names its product protein Hook homolog 3-like. Gene Ontology annotation, biological process: cytoskeleton-dependent intracellular transport; cytoplasmic microtubule organization. The transcript is spliced from 29 exons. The record is from RefSeq and is a predicted model, not a curated record. Bases 100 to 2235 code for a protein of 711 amino acids. Gene Ontology annotation, cellular component: cytoplasm; centrosome. NCBI's taxonomy places the organism in Eukaryota, Metazoa, Cnidaria, Anthozoa, Malacalcyonacea, Nephtheidae. Gene Ontology annotation, molecular function: dynein light intermediate chain binding; microtubule binding.
UCAUCUGAUCAAGGGAGAUAUUGAAAAAUUCAUAAUAAAUACAUCCCGAGUCUUGAAAUUUUACUGAUUUUAUUUUAAAUACACAUCACUGAAUGAGAUAUGGAUGAAGAGAGCUUAUGCGAUAGCUUGAUCAUUUGGCUGAAUACAUUUGAAAAUCUUGAAGCUGCGAAGUCUAAUGCUGCAGAAUUAAGUGAUGGAGUGGCUAUGUGUCAAUGUCUUGCUGCUAUUGCCCCUGAUUGGUUUGAUGAUGAAUGGAUGUCAAAAGUGAAAAGAGAUGUAGGAGAUAAUUGGAGAUUGAAGUGUAGUAACCUAAAGAAGUUGUUAAAAGGAAUUAUGGAUUAUUAUACUGAGGUUCUUAAUAUGGAUAUUGUUGGUUUUACUUUGCCUGAUGUUUCCUGCAUCGCCGAGAAACAUGACAAGGCAGAAUUAGGAAGAUUACUGCAACUUAUAUUGGGAUGUGCUGUCAACUGUGAUGAGAAACAAGAAUAUAUCCAAAACAUCAUGCAAAUGGAAGAAUCUGUUCAACAUGUUGUCAUGAAUGCAAUUCAAGAGUUGAUGGCAUGUAAAGAUGUUUCAAGCCCUGUUGAUAAUGAUACAUUCAAAGAUCUUGAAGUUCAGCAUAAAUCAACCCUUGACCAAUUAAGUUCAGUUUUGGCUCAAAAAGAAGAAAUCUCACAAAGAUGUCAUGAACUGGAUGAGCAGUUAUCCUUAUUGCGAGAGCACCAUUCCACACUCGAGACAGAGAAUGAAAUACUGAGAAGACAGUUGAAUAAAAGAAGUGACGAUAAAAGUCAAUCUGGAAAUUCAAACGAACGUGUGAACCAGCUUCAACAACAACUUGAACAACUUAAAGACCAAAACUUCUCACUUGAAUCAAGUCGAGAUGAAUUUCGAAUAAAAUGCAGCACAUAUGAGAAAGAAAAUUUGGAUUUAAGUGAACGAAUAGAACAACUUCAGAGUCUCGCUGAAGAAUCCCAACAGUUACGAGAUGAAAUGGAUGUUCUUCGUCACACUCAAGAGAAAGUCGCAAAGUAUGAAUCCACUAUUGAUUCGUACAAAAAGAAAUUAGAGGAAUUGACGGAAAUGAGGAAACAAAUGAAGACAAUGGAAGAGAAAAACGCUUCAUAUAUGCAGCAAACUAUUGAUUUGCAAGAAGAUUUAAGGAAAGCGAAUGCUUUAAAAACACAGCUUGAAAACUACAAGAAACAGGUUCAUCAAUUACAAAACUCGGUAUCUGAAAAUGAAAGACGCGCAGAUAAGGCGGACUUUGAAUCCAAGCGAGCUAAAGACAAACUAGUUCAGCUUCAAGGAGAAAAUGAGCGGUUAAAACAAGAAAGAAAUGCUCUCAGGGAGAAAAAUGAAGAACUUACUCUAAGUGAAGUAUCCAGAACAACUGGCGAGAAACCCACAUUGUCCGAAGGCUCGGAUGGUGAUGGACUAUUUAUGGCGGAUUUACCGCCCGAGGCAAGAGAGAGGAUUAUGUUACUUGAACAUCAAAAUAAAAAACUAAAAGAAGAAUCAGCGGGACAAGAAUCUGAAGAGACUCAGUUAUUAAAGAGUUUGCUGGACGACGCCAAUGCAAGCAAAGAACAAUUGAAAAAAGAAAUGAGGGAGUUGAAUCAACGUAAUAUGGAGCUGGAAAGUGAGUUAGAGGAAAUGAGAAAUCAGCAAAGCAGUCUACGAGAGGAGAAAGAAAAUGAACUACAGCAAAAAUACAUGGACCAUUUACAAAAAUUGAAAGACGCGAACGAUGAACUUCAAAAGAAAAAGACGUACAUGGAGUCCCUUGAACCCCGAAGCAAUGCAACAGCGGAAAAGGUAAAUGAGUUGCAAGAACAGUUGAGCAAAAAAGAUCAGGAAAUGAAAGCAAUGGAAGUAAAAUACAAGAAAUAUUUAGAAAAAGCAAAAAGCGUCAUCAAAACAUUGGAUCCAAAACAAAAUGGUCCAGGAAAUUCACCAGAGAUCGAUACAUUAAAGAAUCAACUUCAGGAAAAAGAAAAAUUCAUCGAGCAUUUAGAGCGCGAUCAGGAAAAGAUGAAACUAACCCGUGAACGGGAAGAAAAGUUGAUGGUAACGGCCUGGUAUGAAAUGGCGAUGCAGUUACAUAAAAAAGCGGCAGAGGAGCGACUGUCUGGUAGCGUAGGAAUGUCAUUUUUAGCAAGACAACGUCAAGCAGCGGGACGAAGAUCUUUAACAUCAAAUACAAAACAGGCACAGACCGCAUCUCCACGAUAAUGAGAUAAUUGCGGUUCAAUAUCCGUCAUCUGCAGAUGCAAUAAAAUUAUACGACAUUAUACAACAACAAAUGUUUGGAUGAAGUAUAGUUGUGUUGGAUCAUCUUGUUUGAAACACUGCAUUCAGACUAGGAGCAAAAGCACCGCGUGUCUCGUCUGAUCAAUUUUAUAGUUAUAAAUUAUAAACUAAUAUUUUGCAUAGUGUCUAUAUACUUCUAACGUAAAUACAAAUGUUCUUAUACAUAUAUAGCUUAUAUAUAAUAGACAUAUGGGACUAAACUUUGUAUAUUUUUAGUAUAAAAAAUAAAAU